AUGGGCAAGCGCCUACCUGCCGCCGCCACCGCCGCCGCCGCGGUUCGCUCGUACGCCCGCAGCCUUCGCGUCCCAUCCGAUACCGCCGCCGCCGCAUCCGCCGGGAGGGCAACCAAGACGCCGGCAGCCCCGCUGGAUACGCCCAGGAAGUCCGCUGCUGCUGCUGCCGCCGCCGCCGCCGCCAGCUCCGGCCGGGCCGAGGUGCGGGAUUUGGCGGCGGCGUGCGGGCUAGAGGCCGACGAGCGGGUGCCUCUCGCGGAGGUGGUGUCGGACUGCACGAGGCGGUGGUUCCAGGACGCACUCAAGGAGGCGCGCGCCGGCGACAUCACCAUGCAGGUGCUCGUCGGCCAGAUGUACCGCAGCGGAUACGGUGUCAACAAGAACGAGCACAAGGCAAGAGUUUGGAUGGAGAAAGCAUCAAGAUAUCGGUCUACAGUCUGGAAAGUUAGCAAUAAACGUCCAGGGUACAAUGCUAGUGACUCAGACUCAGGCUCAGAUGAUGCUAAGGAAACAUGCAAAUAA
Molecule: messenger RNA, 522 nt
Organism: Miscanthus lutarioriparius
Lineage: Eukaryota; Viridiplantae; Streptophyta; Magnoliopsida; Poales; Poaceae
Source: the annotation of a GenBank genome assembly